GGAGAAAGGGCGGGAUAAAAGGGAAGGCGGUGGUGGCGACAAAGUCCUGGGGCUGGUUUGGCAGCGCUGCCUGGGCGCCGGGAGCAGCUGGGAGCAGAGGUUUUAGGGAGCGGGUCUGCGAGGGAGUUGUGGUUCGGUGCUGCCGCUCUCUGCAGUAGCCGGGCUCUGGCGUGUGCUGCCGUCCUGAGUCUGGCCCGGCUCUGUCCCUCACGGCCCGGCUCUGUCCCUCACUGCCCGCCCGCGUCUGGCUCCAGAACCGUCCACACCUUUGACUUUAUUCGUAGACCGGCCUGAAGCUCGGCUCCGAAGCUAUUCUGUGCUUCCCUCAGGGCUCCCUGAGGGUGCAGGGGUGGCCCUGAACGCAUCCUGUAAAUGGAUCGUCUUGGAUAGAAAUAUAACUCCAGGCUCUCGAGUUAUGUGCCUUAAAACACAAAUAAUACUUUGCACUAUGUUAAGUAUUUGCCACGUUUUUAAAUGGCAUUAUAUUAAACAUUUCUCAAAUGCUAACGCGCCUGCUUAACAAAAGUGACGUUUUAGUAAUCAACGAAUGAACGGUAUCUUUUUCAGGGACUAGUUUAUGUACUUAUUUAUUUGUCUUUAGUUUUUAUGGGCAAUAAUUGUUUUUAAAGCAGCGAUUUUCUUUACUACGUUGUUAACAGGGCAGCUGAGUGAAACUAAUUUAAGUGCAUGUUGAAAGGGAAGAGCGAAUGUACCAGUACAGUUGGUGAAAGUUACAGUAACAUAAUAGUUAUAAUUUUUAAGUAGGUGUCUUUUAUACAAAAGGUAGGCAACAUUAUUUAUCUUUGUCUUUUAAGUUAUGGUGCAAAUCCUGUAUGGAUCAUCGCUUUUCAUUUUCACUCUUUCAAACAGUGGCUGCUGUAAAUAUGGCCAAUAGAAUAAAAAUCCAUCUCUUCCCACAGAAUUUAUGGUCUUAAUAGAGAAAAUGUGCUGGGGAAAAAUACUGUGAGCAAAUAGUGCGAUGUCUUAUUAGGUUUGGUUAAUUCUGUGUUGCACAUUUCAUUUUACUGUGGAUGUCAGCGUCUGCUUUUGUCUCAGUAAGCUGCCAAGGGAUUAAUAAACACAUUUAAUGGAUAGGUAGUAGUAAUGUAAAAAUACUUAAGUGAGAAUGGGAAACCCAGUAGCCUGUUAUGUCUUUGAACUGAAAAUCUGUGCAUAAAUCUGCAAGGAAUAUAGACUCUACAGAGCCAAAACAGUGUGGAAAAGCACCUGUAUUGGAAACAAAAAAUAUAGGAAGUGGCUUUAUAAUGUCAAUGCUUAGAGACAAAAUGUUGGGAGGAAUUCUUGGAAGUAAAAUACGGGAGAGAGGUAGGUAGGGUGUGGCAGUGUGUGUACAGCUCAGUUGACAUGAUGAUUUAAGAAGGCCUUUCUUCUCACAGGAAUCAAUGAGGAAACAGAGGAAAAGUCACUUAUAGACAGAACUCCUGGACAGAUCAUUUUGGUUUCUCUACUGUGAGAUUUGAGAAUAAGUUUAGCCUGACCGUAGUUUCUGUUGUCAUAGACUGACCUUAAAAAACCCCAAAAUCUCACAAACAACAAAGCCCUUAAGGAAAAAUGUCCAAAUUUCUGGCUUGCCCUAGGACAGACUUCCAGUGUGACACUGAACUAAGAAUUCUCUUUAUGCUUUUGGUUUUUCACAUGUGUAACAGCAACACAGGAAACUUCUACCUUGCAAGGCUCUUUGAGAGGAAAUCUGUGAGAUGUUACUGGUGUGGUGCGGGGACAUAGAGAUUUUUGUAAUAAUUAACAAUUCAAAUAAAUGAAUGCUUUGAUAUUCUAGUGACCCAUGUAACAAGUUGCAGUCAUUAGGGAAGCCCAUUUUACUAAAAUUACUUAUAAGAAAUUUUUAAAAGUAAAUUGUAGGAACGGGUGAUUAACAGAUGGAAACUAUAGAAUAAUAUAUUUUGGAAAUGGAAACCUUGUCAGAGUUAACCAGAAUAUUUAGCAGUUUUGCACACUAUGAAAGUGACCAAAAUAGCUGAGUCCAGCAAUGUCAGCUAGAAGAAAAAAUUGAGUGAUGAGGUGAAUGUGUAUGUCUGAGUGGUUUGCAUUCCCAGCGGAAGAUGGACUGUGAGCUCUUUGAGUUCCCAUGAAAAACAAAAAUAAUAACCUAAAUGCAUUGAAGAGUACUUCCUAAUAUUGGAAGAGGUACUGUAGUUGAGAACUGGAAUUUAAAGGCUGGAAGCUAUGGAUGUGACUAUGGUAGCAGUAACUCUUUUUGAUUUACCUCUCUGACAGUGCCUUCACUGUGUGAUUUCUAUCACAGAGCUGUACUUAGGAUGUAGAGUCUGUCUCGACUUCCAUGCUGUCAAGAUUUACCCAAAUAAAAUACCUUGUGGCAAAGAACUUCAUCUCAGGAAGAAGAUGAAAGAUAAUGUUGGUGAAGAACAUUUAUAUUUGGCUUUUUCUCAUCAGUACAGAGAUAGUAUCUUUCCUCUUCAUACAUCUAUCUCACUGUUUUUGCUAUCCUACUGUGACUGCAAAUUAUUUAAAGUUUUUUUAGUGCCGACUGGCGAAGAUGUGGGUGAUCAGUGUGUGACAAAAAACCUCGCUGGUGAUCUUGAGGUCCAUUUAAUCUCCAGAUGUCAGCUUCCAGUGGUUGUGCAGAGCUGCAGUUUACCUGCUGUUGUCGUGAAAGAUGACAAAUUCUGCCGAGCUGGGCUUUCUGUGGUCUUAAGACAUAUAAUACAGAAAACAUUCGAGGCAGAUCCAUCUAAAAAGGAUCUUUUGGAACUCCUGGGCUUUAAGAAGACCUGCUUAAAAGCCUGUGCUGAAGUUAGCCAGUGGACCAGGCUCUGUGAGAUCAGCAUACCUCUGGCUGUUGAAAGAUUUUUGACAGCCUCUCCUGAGAAUUGCCAGGCUAUUCCUCCUGACAUUUUGCUGCUGGAAAGGAAGCUUGGAGAGCCUGUCCGAGUACAUAACGAUGACAAAAUUCGAAGGCAGAAACUUCAACAACAGAAGGCAGGUACCAAGGCUGCAGUGCCUGUGCUUGGUGAAGAAGCAACAGAGGAAUUAAAACCAGGAGUCCAUGAGCAUCCACCCCCAAGUUUGGAACUGAGCGUUGCUUUCUCUAAACUACUUGCCAAGGAAGCACCAGAUGCAAUCAGCAGGGAGGCCCCUCACAUCAGGAGAACAAAAACCUCUGACCUUCCACUCUUGGACCAUGUUUUUGCGGAAGGACUGUAUUUUACUGUGGCAGACCUAGUGCUUUUGCCAUGCAUCCAUCAGUUCUUGGUUUCCAGCAAAAAACAAGGCAAAAAUCUGGUAAACUUGCCACUGAUAUCCAGUUGGUAUCGAAGAGUUCAAGAGGUACCUGGAGUAAAGAAAGCUGCUGGCAAAUGCAACAUGGAGCUUCUCCAGCUUCCAGAGCUGAUGUCUGCUCCUGGGGAGCAGCUACAGAAUUCUGCUUCAGUUCCUGAUGAGUUGGAAGAGGAUAAUGAAGAAAGUCAUUUUAUAGGUGGUCCAAGGCCAACCAUGACUAAGUUAAUGGAAAAUGGAAUUGAAGCAAAGUUUUCUCCUCAUCCGUGCCCCAGCUGGACCCUAGACUGGACCAGUCUUCCAUCUGCAGUCAGUCCUGGGGAAGGAAAGAUGUCUAGAGACCGGGCUCUCAGGAAGCAGCAGCAGCUGAAUAAUUUGGUAGCAGCAGUGACAAAGCUCGCGAAACCUGGAGAUUUGAUUGUGGAUUUUUGCAGUGGAGGGGGCCAUGUUGGAAUUGUUCUUGCCUAUAUGAUGCCAUCAUGUCAGGUGGUACUUAUAGAAAAUAAGGAGUUGUCUCUGAUCCGUGCUAAAGACAGAAGUGAUGAACUAGGUUUAAACAACAUUUGGUUCAUUCAAGCAAAUUUGGACUAUUUUAAUGGGACUUUUAACAUUGGGGUGGCCCUGCACGCCUGCGGGGUGGCCACAGACAUGGUGAUUGAGCACUGCCUCAGGGCACGGGCAGCCUUUGUCAUCUCCCCCUGCUGCUACGGCUUCAUUCAAAAUACAGUCAAGUUCAAAUAUCCACGAAGUCAUCAGUUCAAAGAAAUUUUGUCCUACAAGGAGCACAUGAUUCUUUGCAGAUUUGCAGAUCAGACAGCUGUUCAGCUUCCACCUGAACGCAGGCUAAUCGGAAAGCAGUGUAUGGGACUUGUGGAUCUGGAUCGGGCAUGGGCUGCAGAAGAGCAUAACUACUCUGUCCAAGUUAUAUCUAUGGAGCCAGAGAGUUGUUCUCCAAAGAACAAUAUGUUUGUUGGCAUCCCUGCUUAGAGUGUGAAACUUGCACUUGAUUUGAAGCUGAACAUAAAUCUUCAGUGCAUAAUGACAUCCAGCAGAUAGAGGCAGCACUGGAACCAGACAUCCUGCAUCUUGAACGCAUUGCCUUUAGAAGGGGAAGCAGCCCCCAAGGUCCUAAAAAGCAAACUGCAUGCAGAGCAUCACAAAUCAACUUGUAAUGUGUCGUUAAGCAACUUUUGGUUCUCAUACUGAGAAGUUUCUGGAUCUAAUGACUGUGCAUGGAAUUAUAGCCAUCUGUAAAAGUUCAGAAAAAGCUGGCUUUGUUCAAGGAAAGGUGAUUUCCUUUUCAGUAAAGCUGUGUCUUGGCUGCUUGGAAAUUGCAUUCGUGGUCAAAACAGCAUUUGUGUUCAUAAGCAGAGCAGUUAUCAGCCAGCAGUGCUGGUCACCAGAGGAACAGAGAAGAUCAAAUUCACUAUGUUACUGAAGAUGGCUGUGCAACAGGAGUUGGCCUGACUUUGCCAAAGAAUUGCAUACUACUGUAGGAAGAUUAUUUUUAAUAAAAGUUCAUCAGAAUACCUUGGGCCUCAAUCUGCUUAUUAAAAAUGUAUUCUAAUCUGAUGAUUAUUUUUUAAAAAAGACUUUAGAAUUACCUUUAAAUAUUAUGCAAAGAUUCUGUAACCAGGCAUUUGACAUUGGGUUUAAAGAAACCCAACUGCUCAUUAUGCGUUGACCAGAAAGUGGGAGGUAGACAUGAUGUUAGUGAAUGGAUACUUCACUGUUGCAUUGAUAAGAGAAGUGUGUUGGUUGCCAUUCAUAAGAAACUUGCUGUCAGAAGAAAUAUUUAAAAACAGUUCAUGUGUCUACAUACAUCAUCUUCAUUGAUUUUAUAUUCAGUUUAAAAUUUCACCAAAGUUGCAGUGUGGAACCAUUUGAAAAUAUAAUUGUGGUUAUGCCAUUUUAAAAUGAAAAGAAGCAUUCUCCUGUGCUCCAUUUCCCCUCUAAUUUUAAAUCAUCUGUUCACACAAACAUGAUGAAGAUAGCUCCUAAUGAGAUAUUUACUGCAUCUUUAGGGGUUAUACACAUAUGUGAAUUCUGCCAUGUUUCUAUUUAAAUAAUCUGAAGUUUGAAAACUUGUGAACAUAGCUUCAGGACACGGCAAACUGGAUUGCAAACAAUAGGUAUUGGAGCAAAAAAAGGAUCCAAAAAUAUCUUAUUAUUCAUGAAACUUAGCUAUCCAAAAUAUCUAAAUACUUGAGGCUUUUUUCAUGUGAACACAUGGAACACUACCCACUUACUUAAAAUGCACAAAAGUGAGCAAGUAAGAGUGAAUUCUUACCUUUAGCCUGAGUUUUCCCACAGAUAAUGAUGGAAUGCUUUUUCUGCAACUAUUUGUGUUUACAGGAGUAAUUGGAAUUUUGAAGAAUGCGUGGCAACUACAAAGUACAUGGCAAUGCCAAUUUUCUCCAGAGUUUUCUACAGUAGUUGCCCAAUGGGAAUUCAGUUUCUAAAUUAGUGGUAGGUCAAUCUGAACAUUAGUCAUGUUAAAUUACUUUUCUUGAGUGAGCAAAUGUCUCUUUAUGACUUUUUUGUGCUGAAGGAAGAGCUCAUCAAGGUGAGGCACCUGUUGGAAACUGUGAUGCUGUUUACCGUAAGCAUUUUCACACUGCUCUACUCCAGUGGAUAACAAUACGAAUGUUUUAGUUGUGGUGGUGUUGAACAUUUGGCAUGGUCUGAUACUAUGCAAUAAUACAGAGCUUUCAGCAGAGCAAAAUUCUGUGCUUUUACAUGCUUCUUAUUUCCUACAAUAUCUGUAUCAAUAGUUUGUAAUAGCUUUUGGAUCUACCUGAAAAGAGGGAAUAUGUUUGAGAUGUGCAACAGAGUACAUAUGUGCUAUGGAAUGAAAAAUAAAAAUGGAUUUUUAACAGGCAAAACCAGGAUUUCUUAAGAGAGUGGAAAAGGAACCUUAUUUGGACAAAUGUCCAAGAGUUUAUUAGGUGUUUCAGAUGGUCAAGAAAAACAGGUGUAGUCACACAAGAAUCCAAGUAUCAAUCUCUGUUUCAUUUACUGGAUUUUUUUUUUCAAUUUUAUUAAAGUACCUGUUUUCAUGACAGUUAAUGAAUACUGUUAAGACAGUUUCCCACAGGUGUUGCUUACUUGUGACUUAAGUAAAUUAUUUUGUAUCUGCAGCCCCACGAAAAAAUAGGCUUCACAGGAAGAAAAGGUUUAUAGAAGCAAGGGAGAAAACCUGCAAAAGUAGUGCUGUGUUUAUAUGCAUGAUGACAUUCCAUUUUUUCUUGGAUGAGCCAAACUAUACAAAGUAGUUUAUAGCAAUUUUUUUCCUUCCCAAAAUCAGGGAUAUUUCAAUGGCAUCUCACAACAUACAUCAUCUUGAUGGCUUACAGGAUUAGUGAGACUGCAUUCCAUUUGUGAUACUGGUGUGAGCUUGUUGCUAUUGGCAUCAAUGGGCUCUGGUUUCUUCUCAGGAGAACUGAAUCUUUCUCAUGUCCAAGGAUGGAGUUAUGUUACUAUGAAUGGUAAAGCCUGAACUGUCCUUCAGAUGAACAGAUGCUUGUUGAAAACUGAAGAGAAGCACAUGAAAAAAAGCAUAAAAAACAAGACUUGCAGCAAGAGAUAAUACCUAAUUCACCACAGAUUAAAUUGCUAAACUGGCAUGUACUUUUCACUAGAAAUAGGAGCUCAAUUAUAUUAAUUUUUAAAGGUAUGCUACUUUGCCCUGUGUUUCUGUAUACAUAAAUGGUAUGGAGUUAGUAGAGCCUAAAAUUGCCUAAACAAGGUGAUUAGACAGCGUGGUCCUGAUGAGUGAACAACUAUUGUUCUAGCAGCUAGUUAUGCAAGGAGCUAUCUUGAUGUCCGAGGUGCGUAUCAAAAUACUAUUUGUGUUUUUCAUUUGUCUGGCCCAUUGGGAUCAGCUAUAGGGUGAAUAAAAUGCUGUCCUAGCAUAGUCAUGAUUUUCCAUUAUCUUGACAGUCUUCUUUUAUGUUUUCCUUGUAGCCUGUAAUGCUGGAAAAAGUAACCUUGUAAGAGGAAACAGAUGACCAAGCUGAAGGUCCUUUGUGUCUUAAACAUUAGUACAUCUGUGUGGACAUGUAUCCUUAUUUUUGGUUUUUCAUUUUUGUCUUUAUUGUGUUAAUUGUCUGCUUUUUCAGACAUAUUUCAAGAGGUCUUGGUAUUGCUGUAUUUAGGCAGGGGUAGUAAUAAACAAAGGACAUUCCUAGUAGGUUCAUUGUGCCCCUUAAUUUUUAUGUGGCUUGAUCUUAACAAAAAAAAGUAAAGUGUUACUAUUAUUCUGAUAAAGCCAUCUUUUGAUUUUUGCUAUUAAUGAAAGCUACGUGAGUGGUCGAAAUUACUCAAAGAUAAUCUUUAAGUAAACACACAUAAAAUUAUUUACUUAGAGAGUGGCCAUAAAUUUUAGACCAAUGUUUUCUGUUUCUCAUUAUUGCUAGACUUUUAACUUCUGAGUGGAUGCAAUGACAGUAACAGAAAUGUCUUUUUAAAUAUAUGUAUUCCUAGGUGACAUGCAGUGCCAGGUAUUCUCAUGGAAAACAGCAUUUAAAGAAACCAUUUUUGGUCAAAUAAAUUUGAUCUUAAGUAACCUGCAAU
Messenger RNA from Parus major (Great Tit), 7851 nucleotides. It is a transcript of the gene GSTCD, whose product is annotated as glutathione S-transferase C-terminal domain containing. The record is from RefSeq and is a predicted model, not a curated record. The transcript has 12 exons. Bases 2383 to 4263 code for a protein of 626 amino acids. NCBI's taxonomy places the organism in Eukaryota, Metazoa, Chordata, Aves, Passeriformes, Paridae.